This is a messenger RNA of Paramuricea clavata, 750 nucleotides long. NCBI's taxonomy places the organism in Eukaryota, Metazoa, Cnidaria, Anthozoa, Malacalcyonacea, Plexauridae. The record is from the annotation of a GenBank genome assembly.
AUGAAUGUGCGAAUCAAAGUUUGGGUACAAAAUUCUGUUUCCCCAAUUCAACUCUCCAUGUUUUUAAGAGACGAUGAUUGGGACAAGGUUUCUACACGAAGAAAGCGCUCAGUCCCAGAUGAUAGAGAAAUUGCAAGAUCGCAAUUUGCAGGAAAGAUCGUGGAUGUAUUGGCCUCGGAGCAAAUGUGGAAAGACAAUAGCGUGGCUUGGUUUGCUUAUGCAGAGAAGGAUGGGAAUAUCAUGUCGAUAAGAUUACUUGUAGCUGAUCGUUUUAAAUAUGAACGCAGAGAUACCAGCACAUCACCUUCACAGCAAUCAGCCAACCUCACCGAAAUUUUGAUACAAUUGGGGAAAGAUGUUUUGAAUGGAGCUCUUAAUUUGAAAAUUGAUGGAGAGAGUGUUGAAAUCACGAAAUUGAAUGGUUGCUUAGAUUUGAAAUGCGAAGAACAUGCGUUCAAUAUCAAAUCCUUAAAAUUCCAAGAAAACAAUGGAAAUGGAAAGCCCAAAGCAGACGAAUGUGAUGCUGAUAACGGGCCGGAUGGAGCUAGACAAUGUGUCAAACUGCCAGCGUACAACGACUACCAAUGGCUUACUUGUCGCACAAACUCGUACAUCAAACUAAAGACAAACGGCAAGCACUACUGCACUGACCAGUCACGUACAUAUUGUCGCUACCAGUGUAUGUUGGAUAAGUAUGGAGAGAGCAGUGGUGAUGUUUAUAGCAGCUGCCAGUGUUCCGGGUCGAAAAAG